CCGGAAGUCAUGCCGGCCAGCAAGAUGGCUGCGCUUGGGAUUGACGUGGAAGAUGAGAGUAUUCUUGCUUCUAUUUUCAGGGACUCUUUCCCGGAGAAUUGGAGAGAGAACCCCGAUUUCACGUUGUACCUGUCCGAGCUCAGCUCGUACGGAGUGGACAAGCUGAACCGCGAACCCGAGCGGCUGGCGGAGGAGCGGGCCCAGAUCCUUCAGCAGACUCAAGAAUUGGCCUUUUGCAAUUAUAAAACCUUCAUCAAAACGGCAGAAUGCACCAAGGAGAUCUACCGGGACUUCGGACUGGUGGAAAAACACGUCUCCUCUGUCCUGGACAAGCUACCUGCGCUGAGCGAGAAAUGCAAGCAGUUCAUCAAAGAGACAGAGGAAACCGGCGCCAGCAGAAGGAUGAACAGUCUGACCCUUAAUCGCCACACUGAGAUCCUCGAAAUCCUGGAGAUACCGCAACUCAUGGAUACCUGCGUUAGGAACUGCUACUACGAGGAGGCUCUUGAGUUGGCCUCCUACGUGAAGAGAUUGGAGAAAAAAUACUCUUCUAUACCCGUCAUACAGGGAAUAGUGAAUGAAGUCCGUUCCUCCGCACAGUUGAUGUUAAACCAGCUCAUCCAGCAGCUACGCACCAAUAUCCAGCUGCCAGCUUGCCUCCGGGUCAUAGGCUAUUUGAGGAGAAUGGAUGUUUUCACUGAAGCAGAAUUAAGAAUAAAGUUUCUUCAAGCACGAGAUGCCUGGUUGAAAUCUAUGCUCGGUUCCAUAUCAGAUAAUGAUCCUUAUUUCCACAUAACUAAGACAAUUGAAGCUUGCCGAGUUCAUCUGUUUGACAUCAUCACUCAGUAUCGUGCCAUUUUCUCAGAUGAAGAUCCGUUGCUAAUUUCCAGCAAUCAGACUGUGAAUGAAAGUGCCAUUUUCCAUGGCUGGGUAGUGCAAAAGGUUUCUGAGUUCCUAGGAGCCCUGGAAUUGGACCUUCAGAAAGGAGUCGGUAGCCGCUUAGAUUCAUUGCUAGGCCAAUGUAUGUAUUUUGGACUUUCUUUCAGUCGAGUUGGAGCAGAUUUUCGUGGGCAGUUUGCCCCUAUGUUUCAGAAAGUUGCUAUGAAUACUUUUGAGAAAGCAGUUCAAGAGGCUGUGGAGAAGUUUCAAGAAGACAUGAAUUUGUAUACCUUAAUUUCUCCCCCAUCAAUGUUGGGGAGUACCAUCCCUAUGACUCUGCCAACUGAGCAACCUGGAACUCUGCAGCCUCCAAUGGUACUUCUAGAUUUCCCUCCACUGGCAUGUUUUCUAAAUAACAAUUUGGCGGCUUUUAAUGACCUUCGACUCUGCUGUCCACUGGCACUUGCACAGGAAGUAGCAAUGUGCUUGGAAGAUGCUCUUGUGAAGGUUACAAAGCUAAUUCUUGCUUUUCACCGAGCUGAGGAAACUGCUUUCAGUGUGAAAGAGCAGGAACUGUUUGUCCAGUUCUGUGUUACAUUCACCGAAGAUCUGGUUCCCUACUUGAAUCGAUGUUUACAAGUACUUUUUCCACCAGCACAACUAGCACAGAUACUUGGUGUUCCUCCCACUCAGAUUCAUAAAUAUGGCUCCAUUGGCUCCAUUAAUAAAGGUGUUAUACUAGAACUGCUUGAUUUUAUCCUCCCCAAGAAAGAAAUUAUAAUUCCGCCCAAGAACAGUCUGGAUGAUGAACUGGAACAUAUCCUGUCAGUAGAAACCACUUUGCACAGACCCGGACUGGAAACAAAAACUGAGACGUUGAGUGAACAAUAUUCUCCAGUUUCUUCUGCUGUGCUGAGUGCUGGAACAGAAGAGGUUAAGCCAGCCAUGCCUGACGUAGAUAGCCAAAGAGCAGAAGGGACUUCACAGGCGUAGGCCUGUUCUUAAGUUAAAAACUGAGACUGUAUUCAUCUGUGAUUGGGAUCUGGGAACACUGGACUGGGAGUAUUUGGUUAUUAAAUGUUUAAAAAAAGGGAAAAUAAAAGAUCUCGGUAGUCAAGGCGAGUGAAGAUCCAGUAUUUUUCCAACAGAUUUAUUAAUGUAAACUUCUAAUAAUGUUUAACAUUUGAUUAAUUUUAAGUUAUAAAAUCAGACACUUGUACAUAAAAGUCUUAAAUCAUCUAUUGUGAAUUUCAGCAUCACAUGUAAACAAUUGUAUAAAAUAAAAACUGAAAAACCAAUGAUUGAAUAUCUGUUUAAAACUAAGUUGGUCCGUAAUAUGUGGAAAAAUUAAUUGGCUACUAAGUUACUGUAGUGUGUUUGUAAGUGGCAGAUUCAAGUAGAGUUGAUGGGAAUGUGGGGAGAAUGAAAUGGGAUUUGAUUAUUGCAGACCUGUUGGACUGAAAGGCCUGUUUUCUGUGUGCUGUAUCACCCCAUGACUGGACUUCAUCUUGGAAUGCAAAUGGGCAGUCUCCAAUGAUCAGCUAAACAGUUUCCAUUUUUUGAUAUAUAUUUGCACACGCUUGUGCAAGUUGUGGAGCUGAAAGCCAUCUGGUCUCUGUAGAAGGCAUUUUAGCAGAAAUUUCAUGUACUUGUUUUAAUUUAUUUGGGGCCAUUUUUUUUUUUGAAGUCCUAUUCUCAAAAUGUUCAUCAGCUCUAAUACUAAUGAUAGAAUAACCAAAAAGCAUUCUUCCACAGCACUACUAGUUCUCAUUACUUGUGUUUCAGUUUUACUCUAGAAAUGUGAAAUCACUUGUUUGGGGAAGAUAAUGAAUGUACAAAAAGGAUUAAUGAAUUGAUGUUAAAUCUGAUCUAGGUGAGCAACCAGUGUGGUGUUGCAUCUUCUUAACAAUUCAUUUUGGGGACUAAUGGUUUAUAGAACUUGCAUGGAAUUGUUCUGAAUACAUUCAGGUGGUGGAAAUGCUGAAAAUAAAACGUACUAAUGGCUAUGAGCUAUUUAUUAUGGGCAAUUGUGGUGUUAUAUACUGCAAUGUUGACAUGGGAAACUUAAAAUUAUUUAAAAUUCCCAAAGCAUUUUUUCACUUUAAAUAUAAGACAGGAGGUGUUUUAAAAUUAUAUAUAGGACUUAAAUUCUUAGUCAUGCUAGUUUCAAUUGGUUAAACUAAUACUAAACUUCUGGUACAGAAUACAGAAUAGGUUUGUUUGUCAAUGGAGAAAUUUUAUCCAAUUCUCUUGAUGAAAGUAUUGCUGAAUCUUUUCUUGUAGAUGAUUUUAAUAAGGAUUGUAUAAUCUGCAGUUCAAAAGGUUUCAGGUGUCUCGGGCUGUUUUUACACUCAUUGUAUUCAGUCACCUUCAGUAGUUUAAAAAAUGCAGCCGACAGAAACCCAUUGAGUUAAAAAAGAGCAUUGUAAGCCUGGGUCAUUGAGUGAUGGUGACCAGCUGAAAUGCUUCCCCUCCUGCAAUAUGAAUCCAUCUGCAGGAGCUGUUAAUGUGCUGAGAACCACUAAACUUCCUGCAGAGCAACGGGAGGCUGCAGUCUUCUGAAAAUGAGUAGGAAUUGAUGAGCAGCUAAAGAUUCUCCUGGAGUUAUCCGAGAGGGGUUCAGUGGGCUUUGGCUAAAUCAGAGACUUUGGCAUAACUGGGAGAAUGGGGGCGAUUAGAAAGUUACCCUAAAGAGGGUAACAACAGCGAAGAGUGCCCAACUUUGAUGUUGGAAAAUGCAAACAUUUACAGCUGGACAGUGGGGGAGUGAAGAGAAAGGUGAUGAAAAGGGGCUUAAGAGACAAGGACGGGGUGACUGAAGAGAGGUGAUAAAGACAGAGUGGAAUGUGAACAGAAUCUGUGUAUAUGCAUUAUGGCUCCUGUGCAACCUGACGUCCAUUCAUCUUGGACCAGGACCCUGCUUUUGUAUCCCAUAUAAAAAUAAUUUUUGUAUAAACAUAUUCCAUUCUUCAUCCUAUAUCCCAUGAAAUGCCUGAGCAGAUGGAGUCACUACUGAUUGCCCUCUCCCAGAUCAGUUUCGUGGUGGUGGGGAAGAAAAUCAACACUGAAAAAACCAGUAAAGCCUAAAGCUGUGAUCAACAUCAUUGUGAAUACUGGGGUCUAGAACACCAAGAGUCAAGCAUGUAAUAGGUUUAUGGCUAGAAGCAUUUCUUGCACCCUUUAAACUCAGUGUUGACUUGAAAAUUGAUUACUUAGUAAGGUUUUUUUAAAAAGAAAAGUGUAAUUUUAAAGAAAAAUUAGUAUUGAAGUAGUGCAGCCAUGCAACAACCUUUUGAAAAUCUCUAAGCCGUAUACAACUUAUAUGUUAUCAAAAUAAUACUCAAGAUCAACAUAAUUUGACCUUUCAAAACACUUGAUCUUUCAAUUUUCAUUCUGUGGACACUG
This is a messenger RNA of Hypanus sabinus (Atlantic stingray), 4284 nucleotides long. It is a transcript of the gene cog8, whose product is annotated as component of oligomeric golgi complex 8. The coding region runs from base 10 to 1872 and encodes 620 amino acids. The transcript is spliced from 4 exons. The record is from RefSeq and is a predicted model, not a curated record. Gene Ontology annotation, biological process: intra-Golgi vesicle-mediated transport. Gene Ontology annotation, cellular component: COG complex. NCBI's taxonomy places the organism in Eukaryota, Metazoa, Chordata, Chondrichthyes, Myliobatiformes, Dasyatidae.